This is a messenger RNA of Chondrus crispus (carragheen), 1521 nucleotides long. RefSeq lists its product as hypothetical. The transcript has a single exon. The record is from RefSeq and is a predicted model, not a curated record. Gene Ontology annotation, biological process: maintenance of protein localization in endoplasmic reticulum. Gene Ontology annotation, cellular component: endoplasmic reticulum membrane. Lineage: Eukaryota; Rhodophyta; Florideophyceae; Gigartinales; Gigartinaceae. The coding region runs from base 1 to 1521 and encodes 506 amino acids.
AUGAAACCUCAUAACUCCUUCUCUGAGUCGAUAUCGCAGUCCCGUCGAAGCAUUGAUAGUCUCGCCUCCACUAAUGUCUUUAGUCAACCACAAGAACCAGUGGGCAACGCAUCGAAGGUUCAACCACCCCGUUCACUAGCCGGAUUCGCCUCGUUUCUCCUGGGAUUCCAUGAUUCGGAGGUUGACGUUACACCAGAUCUGGAUGAUGCAUGGUCCGUGGCAACCAAGAGAAGAGGUGUUUACAAUCUCUUUGCCGUUCCUGCUAAACUGGAAAGGUUGAUAAUACUUGGUCAGUUUAUAUGUAUGGACGACUUCUUGACCUUAUUCACAUUCCUUCCCCUGAGGACCGGACUCUCAAUUAUCGUCAUUCUUGUUGAGAUGCUGUUGGCUCCGUUGCGCAUGUGUUUCCAACGUAAACGGAAGGCAGCUAAUGUCAACAAGAAACCUCAUGCGGCCAGAUUUAUCGAUAUAUUGCACAUGUCCCUGCUGCUCAUCACCGCAGGUGUCUUGAGUACUGUUGAUGUCAGCUGGAUUUAUCACAACAUUCGGGGCCAAUCGGUUAUCAAACUGUACGUUGUCUUCAACGUCAUCGAGAUCUUUGAUCGCCUGGGGAGUUCUUUUGGGGUCGACAUUUUAGACUCUCUUGGAUGGACAGCUGCCUCCGCAGUUGCCUUCUUUUCUAGGGGGGCAAUCGUACAAGGUUAUGCAGCUGGCGGCACAGACGUCGCAAAAGCCCGCGCGGUACAAGGUUUGGCGUUGCUUACGAGAAUGACUUUCGAUUAUUUGGCGACACUUGUUUACGUUGUAGUCCAUGCCUUGCUCCUACUUACAUGGGUUGUAACGCUCAACGUCGCCAUCAACACCCAGAACAAUGCGUUGCUUACGCUAUUAGUGUCUAAUAACUUCGUGGAACUGAAAGGUGCUGUUUUCAAGAGCUUCAAAGUGCAAAAUUUGUUUCAAAUAUCUUGUUCUGAUGCUGUCGAGCGCUUCCAACUCAACAUAUUUCUCUGUGUAAUGCUAUUGGUAACGAGUGGAGACAAACGCUUGUUCACCACUUGGGGUGUCAUAUAUCUUUGCGAAGUUGUCGUAGAUUGGAUCAAACAUGCUUUUGUGACGAAGUUCAAUCGCAUCCCGUACAGGGUCUAUCAUCAUUUUUCUCUCGUUAUUUGCGAUGAUAUGGUUAAGACGCGCAAGCACUCCCUCGUGAGGAGCAUAGGUGGGUCAGCUGUAUCAAAACGCGUUGGCUUUGUCAGUCUCCCUCUAGCUGCCCUUGUCAUCCGGAUGGGUUUUGCUCCGGCCAUGACCUUACCAACACCAGCACUAUUUAUGAUAUUUACAUCUUUAGUAAUGUUCAAAACGGCGUUGAGCAUUGGCCUUAUUGGUCAUGCAUAUCGAAAGGUGAAGACUGUUGUUCCAAACGCAUCUGAAAUUGUCGGCGAUGACGGGGACAGGGACCAGGACAUUUACUGGCAUCGAAAACUAAUCAAUAUUGAACGUUAUGACCUCAUCGCUAAGAACUGA